Molecule: messenger RNA, 1430 nt
Organism: Entrophospora candida
Lineage: Eukaryota; Fungi; Glomeromycota; Glomeromycetes; Entrophosporales; Entrophosporaceae
Source: the annotation of a GenBank genome assembly
ACCCCACAAAUAAAAUCAUGAAAGAUUGGUUACAAAGUCCAAACAGAAUCCCUAGACGUCAUCAACUUGCAUAUUUUCUUAAUAAGACACCAAAUGUGAAAAUCCCUCUUUCCAAGGAAUUUUUCUCUUUAAUCCCAGUUGUUGGACCAUUCAGUAUAGACCCAACAGAACGUGAUAAAUAUUUUAUAGAAAGCAAAUCAGAAAGUUGUGGUGCAUUUUUCACUGAGUUAAUAUCAAGCUUAAUUUACACCCCUCCAACAGGAAAAACAGCAAAUUCAUUUCACUCCCUUUGGGAUUUUAUUAUCAGCAAGUCACUACAAGUAUUUGGAAAAUAUUCUAAUGAAAUGCCAAUAAUGGAAUUUGAUCGUAAAAGUUCCAAAUAUACAACCACAGGUCAAAAUCAACCAGAUUUUGCCUUAUUUAUAAGAAACAUUUGUGCUGUUCGUGGAGAAGAGAAAGGAGAAGUUGAAAAAGGAGAUUCUGCUAGGGAAUUGGUUGACAAAUUCAAUACUUGGGAUUAUGGAGACAUUCCAUAUCUUUUUGGAUACUAUGCCAAUGCUACUGCUGUUACCUUUUGUGUCCUUUAUAUUAGUGAAAAAAAUCCCAUUAAUAUUAACAGUCAAAAGACAAAGCAUCCAGAUAUUUGUAGUGAGAAACUUGCAGAAUUUGAUUUAAAUAGAUUAACACAUAGAUUCAAGCUAAUGAAUUUAAUUAAAAAUAUGUGUCGAAUACUACCUAUGAUUAUCAACAUGUGUCCUUCAAGAGAAUCACCAGAUUUUCAAGUCAUAAUGCGUGAUGAUGGAACUUGUAUUGAAAUUGGUUAUGGUAUUAAAAAAAUAUUGCCUUCAGAAGCUAAAGUUAAUCAUCUAAAAAAUAUUUAUGGGUUUAUAGAUAAUUACAAGAUCAAAUGUGUUGAAAAAUUAAUUUAUUCUCAUGAGAAUGUUGUUUACUUGGAGCCAAGGGGGGAGGAGAAGAGACCACAAAAUCCCAAUGAGUUACUAAAAGCUUUGAUUUGUGUAUUAACUUGUUUAGAGGGCUUGCAUAAUAUAAAACCUAGUCCAGUUAUGCAUAGAAGUAUACAAUGGCCAAAUAUUAUACAAUAUGGAAAACAAUAUAUUUUGAUUGACUUUGAUUUUGCCAGCUUUUCUCCUUCAAAUGAAAAUUUACAAGAACUUAACCCAGAUAAUCAUGCACCCGAAAUGUUGAUAGGAGCACAUGAUAUAACAGUUGAUAUCUGGGGUGUUGGAUACUUGAUUACUUCAAGUGGUAUUAAUAAUGAAUUACCUGAUGAACUUUUAUCACUUUCACAAUCAAUGUGUCAAAAGGAUAUAAAUGCACGUCCAAAUGCAUCUGAUACACUUAAAAUUGUCAAAGGUCUUUUUGUGAAGUGGUUUCCUAAUGAUGACUGGCUAAAUCAUUUUGAUAACUAG